Molecule: messenger RNA, 474 nt
Organism: Tilletiaria anomala UBC 951
Lineage: Eukaryota; Fungi; Basidiomycota; Exobasidiomycetes; Georgefischeriales; Tilletiariaceae
Exons: 2
Coding region: 1-474 (157 amino acids)
Source: RefSeq, a predicted model, not a curated record
AUGACGUCGUCGUAUCCAGACUGCAUAGGCGAUGAUGCAAACGCUGCCUGUGCAUGGCCCGUGCGAAAGGCGAUCAAGAAGAUGAAGAUGUGGGGGUGGGUCGCAGGUGCCGGCGGUGCGGCAAAAGGCAGGGACCACCACUGGCAGUGCAGCCAGGACGCAGCAGCAGCGGCACCUGUGGAGUUUGUGGCUGUCUGCACGCCUGGCAGACAGCCGCCCCCAGACGUCAGACCAGGCAGUCGUAUGGCGCCUGCUGCGUGCGCGCGCAAGCUAUUAGAGUUUUCUGGCCUUUCUGUCGCUCCAGCAAGUUCCUGGGGUUCCGGGAUUUCCGGCGGAGGCCCACAUGGUUUCUGGGACAAGUCACUGGGCUUUGGGUUGUAUGCCGAGCCGCUCCCGUCGGGAGGGGAGGUCCAGGAAGCGCAAACUGUCUCCUCGGGCCACUUACACCUCAAGGUUCGUGCUCUGGACGCCUAG